Kwoniella botswanensis is the source of this 2766-nucleotide messenger RNA. RefSeq lists its product as uncharacterized. Gene Ontology annotation, molecular function: chitin synthase activity. The coding region runs from base 1 to 2766 and encodes 921 amino acids. The transcript has 24 exons. Gene Ontology annotation, cellular component: cell periphery; cell septum. The record is from RefSeq and is a predicted model, not a curated record. NCBI's taxonomy places the organism in Eukaryota, Fungi, Basidiomycota, Tremellomycetes, Tremellales, Cryptococcaceae.
AUGAGUCAUAACGAUCCGUUCCACGACCAUAAUCAGCAGCGUAACCGAUUCACACCUUCUCCUCAAUCUUCGCAAUAUCCACCUUCUAGCCAAUCCCAAGUCUAUCCACCAGUACCUUAUAGCUACGAUGAUGGAGGGGAUAUGGGAUAUGGAGGGAGAAUGGGAGGAGGGGUAGAGAUCAAUGGACAACAUAUGCCCUGGGUAGCUGGAGAAGAGGACGAUGAGUUGAAACCUCUGACAUCUGAUCCUAAUGCGUCAACUGCUUCGUUCCUCCCUCACUCUCCUUAUCAAAGACCACUCAACCAUAUGCCAUCGACCAACUCGGUCGGAACGGAUUUCAUGCGUCGUCAGACUCUACCUAGAAGAGGUGUAACAGUCAAGAAGAUCAAGUUGACCAAAGGAAACUUCAUCGCUGAUUAUGCCGUACCUGGACCAGUAUCAAGUUCUGUCGAGGAUAAGUGGAUUGCCGGCACCAAGUCCAAUGAGUUCUCUCACAUGCGAUACACUGCGGCUACCUGUGAUCCAGAUGACUUUACACCUGAGAACGGAUGGAGAUUGAAGACGUCUUCAUACAACCGAGAGACAGAGCUCUUGAUUGCCAUUACCAGCUACAACGAGGAUAAGAUUCUGUAUGCUCGUACCUUACACAAUGUCAUGUUGAAUAUCAGAGAUAUCUGCAAUACUAAAGCUUCUAAAUUCUGGCGAAGAACAGCUGAAGAGGGUAGACCAGGAUGGCAAAGGAUCGUCGUUGCGUUAGUCGCUGAUGGUUUAGGACCCAUGGAUAAACAAGUAUUGGAUGUACUUCAGACGAUUGGUGUCUUCCAAGAUGGGAUUUUGAAGAAGGAGGUAGAUGGUAAACCCACUGUAGCUCAUAUCUUUGAGUAUACAACGCAACUAUCUAUCGACGCUACUCCUCAACUAGUUCAACCUCAUCCUGGAGAUGCCAACAACCUCGUACCUGUCCAAAUGAUCUUCGUCCUCAAAGCGGAGAACUCCAAGAAGAUCAACUCUCACAGAUGGUUAUUCAACGCAUUGGGUAGACAGCUAAAUCCCGAGAUUUGCGUAUUAUUGGAUGCUGGUACCAAACCUGGGCACAAAGCUAUUUAUCACUUAUGGGAAGCUUUCUACAACAACCCCAAUCUUGGUGGAGCAUGCGGUGAGAUCCAUGCAAUGAUCAAAGGCGGAAAGAAACUGCUCAAUCCACUUGUUGCCGCUCAAAACUUUGAGUACAAAAUGUCAAAUAUCCUUGAUAAGCCUUUGGAAAGUAGUUUCGGAUAUGUGAGCGUGUUGCCCGGUGCAUUCUCUGCUUAUCGUUUCCGAGCUAUACAAGGAAGACCCCUGGAACAGUAUUUCCAUGGUGAUCAUACAAUGGCUGCUCGUCUGGGAAAGAAGGGUAUUUACGGAAUGAACAUCUUCACCAAGAAUAUGUUCUUGGCUGAGGAUAGAAUCUUAUGUUUCGAGCUGGUCGCAAAAGCCAAGGACAGAUGGGUAUUACAAUACGUCAAACCUAGUAAAGCCGAAACGGAUGUUCCAGAGCAAGCUGCUGAGUUGAUCAGUCAAAGGAGAAGAUGGUUGAAUGGUUCUUUCGCUGCUUCUGUUUACGCCCUCAUCCACUUUUUCCGAUUGUACAAAUCUGGUCAUGGACCUAUUAGAAUGCUGUUCUUCCAUGUACAAGGACUGUACAACUUCUUCAAUUUGAUUUUCUCCUGGUUCGCCUUAGCCAAUCUUUGGCUUACUUUCUCUAUCAUCAUCAAUCUCGUCCCUGCCGGUUCCAACAUCAAUCUAUUCGUUACUGCUGAAGUCACUUACUGGGUCAACUUAGUCUUAAUGUGGAUAUACAUGGCUUUCUUGAUGCUCCAAUUCGUACUUGCUUUGGGUAAUCGACCCAAGGGAGAGAAAGGGUUAUACCUUCUCACGCUAUGGGUCUUUGCUGUCCUGGCUGCCUACCUGAUCGUCUGCUCAGUCAUUCUCUCCGUUGUCGCAUUCAAAGGAGCUCUGAGUGAUCCAGGAAACAUCGGUCAGAAGCUCGCUAAUCUCUUCAAUGCUACGAACGGUGUAUUGGUUGCUGCUGUCAUGUCGACGAUAGGUAUCUACCUCAUCGCGUCCUUCCUAUACCGAGAUCCAUGGCACAUGUUCAGUUCUUUCCCUCAAUACAUGCUUUUGGCACCUUCUUUCACCAAUGUCCUGAAUGUUUACGCUUUCUGCAAUCUGCAUGAUGUCUCAUGGGGUACAAAGGGUUCCGAUAAAGCGGAAGCUCUUCCUGCCGUUUCAUCAAGCAAAGAGAAAGGCGGUGAUGCAGCUGUGGUGGAGGAACCUCAAAGGAAUCAAGAUGAAUUGGACGAAUCGUUCAAAUCGGUAGUACAAAGAGCUGUGGCACCAUACAAGAAUGAGGAAAAGGAGGAGAAACCAAGCAUGGAUGACGAGAACCGUACUUUCCGUACUCGUCUCGUAGGAUUCUGGUUACUCUCCAACGCCGGUUUAGCUAUCUCCAUCCAAACCUUGAAUGGACUGGAUACUACUAAGAAGCUCGUCGAGAAAUGUGUACCGGAGGAUUACGAUCCUUUCUCUGGAAACGUUACUGUCCCAAUGAACGGCACAUGUAUCGAGAACGCUUUGAAGUUCAAUACGGUGGAAUUGCAAAACAAACAACAAUUUUAUUUCCAAGCUUUACUUUGGGCCACUUUUGGUCUGAGUAUGGUCAGGUUCUUAGGAUGCUUGUACUAUUGGACUGCUAGACAACUCGGAAGAUGUUGUAGACGAAACUAG